Messenger RNA from Vavraia culicis subsp. floridensis, 2104 nucleotides. RefSeq lists its product as uncharacterized. Gene Ontology annotation, biological process: transmembrane transport; monoatomic anion transport. Bases 26 to 1807 code for a protein of 593 amino acids. The record is from RefSeq and is a predicted model, not a curated record. Gene Ontology annotation, molecular function: mechanosensitive monoatomic ion channel activity. NCBI's taxonomy places the organism in Eukaryota, Fungi, Microsporidia, Pleistophoridae. The transcript has a single exon. Gene Ontology annotation, cellular component: plasma membrane.
UAAACGUUCACCCUUUUUGAGAGAAAUGGAAAUGUAUCUUACAAUUCUUACGUUGACGUUGAUUGCUUUGCAUACCGUCUCGAUAUUUGCUUUUUAUAUGUCGGAUGAGAAGAUUGUGUCAUUCUGUGGCAUUGUAAUAUUCGGACUUGUCUCACCAUAUGUAUUUAGUUGCAUGAUCAAUGAGCUCACCAUACAUAUUUUCUACCGGGUGUUUUCAAGAAUAGUCAAAUAUUACUGCGUCAUUUCAAUCAUCGUUGCUGUAAAUGUGAUCAAACCGUUCGAAAGUUAUGUUAUGUGCUUCGUGGUUCUAGCACUUAUAGCAAUUGUGGACAUAUAUAGGGCAUAUAUGGUUGAGUACGCGAAAGACAUGUACUGUAAACGACUUAGUAGCGGUGUUAUGAAAUAUAUCGUGGAUUUCGAGAAGUACGUACUAUUCGAGCUGGGUGUAAUUAAUGAGGAUGCGCUAGGUACACAUCAAGAAACGAUAAAGACCUUUUGGAAACGAGGCAGCCCUACGCCUUUAGACCCCGAAGUAGCUUUUAGACGUUGGUCAGGAAAAACUGAACCAGGUCGAAUCAGAAAAGAACUGCCCAGAGAUCUUAACAGGGAUGAGCUGGCAGAUGUUCUUGGUUUGAACCGAAAUGCAAUUGCUGAAGAUAUAGUUGAUGAGACUUCUGAAUUUUGUACCGAACAGUCAUACUAUAGAGCUCGAAACGAUAGAGAAUUCGAUGUAGUCAGUCAACAGGGUCUUAGGAUGUUGAAAACAAUCACAAGGGUCCCAAAGCUUUCGCAUCUCGAGAGCUUCAAGACCAUAAAACAGCUUCCGAGCAGCGAGUUGGCAUUAAUAGCGAAGAAGUAUCGGUUUAGAACUAUACUUGAUGAGGAAAAGCAUGCUGAGCGGAACUAUGACACAAGUCUCUUUGGGGUGGUCACGCUGCAUUCGCUCAGAAAGCGUUUUAAAUUGAAAGAUGCAAUAACUAUUUAUCGAAUGGUCUCACAUGGCAUUCAAGGUGAUGUGUCCUACGAACAUUUCAGGUUGAAUAUCAGGCAAGUUAACGUUGAAAGAGAUAAUCUGUACUCCUCAAUAGGGUAUUAUAAACAUUUAACGAAAGUGCUUACCACGUUUUCAGCAAUUAUAAUUGUAAUCAUCAUUCUUAGCUUGUCGCCCCUUAUAUUGAAGAUGACAAUUCCCUACAUAAGGAUUCCCACACCAAUACUGUUGUUCGGCUUUCUUGCGAUUUUGAAGGAACCACUUACCUCCUUCAUCUUUAUCAUAUAUUCGCAUCCGUUCGACUCGGGGGACCGUGUGGUGAUUCGCGGUGAUACCCAUAUGGUUCAGCAAAUGAAUAUUUACAACACGAUGUUACAGAAAUGGAAUGGCGAAAUAAUUUCAAUAAGCAACAAAUGGCUAGCUAAUCAUAUUACCAAGAAUUAUAGAAGAAGUAAAAGACAAAAAUGGGAGAUUUUUGUAAUUAUAGCUUCCAAUACACCCGUGCAAAAAGUUGAUGAGCUGAAGAAAAAGUUAAGAAAUUUAGUUAAAAAGCACAAAGAUGACUAUUUGAAAAUAACGUGCAACAUUGUUAACAUUGAGAAUAGUAACAAAAUCAAAUUGGUAAUUUACAUCACACAUGUAACAAACUUCCAGAUAGGACUUUACCGAUGGAAAAGACACACUAUGUUCAUGCAAUAUCUCAUAGAUUAUCUUACCAAGCUAGAAAUUGAAUAUCUGCCAAUAGACAUGCCUGUAAAAAUCGAUGAUUGUAGCGUUAACGAUGAGCUGUUCAUGGAUAUGUAUGGUGCUAACUAAUUCAGUGGAUGUGUCUUAAUAACAAGGUAUUUUAUCACCUAUAUCUGGUUAGCAUACACGAAUCGUUAUAAUAUGACAAAUUUACGCGAUUCUUAAUCUCAAAAACAUCAUCAUACAAAUAAAUCUUCCGUGACACGCGGAACAUCCGAGUUAUGUACGAAAUAUGCUUAAUUCAGCACAGGAUCUAUCGAGAACCAUGCCAGGUUGAUCAUGAAUAAAAAUGCAAUUAGUAAUCAUCAUGUAUUCGAAAACAUGCAUAUGAUCCGAUUAUUUAUUUGUUAAUAUCCUUAUUUUUAU